CCCAAGCACCCGCGCGCAACUCAAGCGCUAACCCGUGUACGCGACGCUCUCCUCGGCCCACGGACGACGUAGGACCCGCCGACGCCGGAGCCCCUUCCAGAGCUUUGGCCUGCCGACAUGUCGAGCGCUUUUCUAGCCGAACGAGAGCGACUUUAGGCGGCUUGCGUGCUUUCCUGCUGCCGCCGUCGCUGUUGCCGGAUACUUUGACUUCGUUUGAUUUGCUGGAGACGAGACAGAAACUCGGGACACGGACAAACAAGGCGGGCGAUCCUUGCUUGGGGAGGGGCCCUCGCGUCAGGCCAAGCUGCAGCAUCCCCGGGGCCGAGCGUCGGCUGCGGCGGCGGCGGCGGCAAGCCAGUGGGCCGAGCUGGGCGGCGCCGCGGUGAGCACGGCGGCGUGUAGCAUGAUGUCCUACCUCAAGCAGCCUCCCUACGCCGUCAACGGCCUGGGGCUGAGCGGGGCCGCCAUGGACCUGCUGCACCCUUCCGUGGGAUACCCGGCGACGCCGAGGAAGCAGCGUCGCGAGCGGACGACGUUCACGCGGUCUCAGCUGGACGUCCUGGAGGCUCUGUUCGCCAAGACCCGCUACCCGGAUAUCUUCAUGCGGGAGGAGGUGGCUCUCAAAAUCAACCUGCCCGAAUCCCGCGUCCAGGUGUGGUUCAAGAACCGCCGAGCCAAGUGCCGGCAGCAGCAGCAGAGCGGCGGCGGUACCAAGGCGCGGCCACCCAAGAAGAAGUCGUCCCCGGCCCGCGAGAGCACUGGUUCCGAAAGCAGCGGUCAGUUCACGCCGCCCGCCGUCUCCAGCGCCGGUUCCAGCUCUUCCUCGUCGGCGGCGUCCAAUCACGCGGCGCUGAGCAGCAGCACGGCCCCGUCCAUCAGCACCGUGUCGUCCAUCUGGAGCCCGGCCAUAUCUCCGGGCAACGCCCCGGCUCCGGCCGCCGCCCCCUCGACCGCCCCGCUCCCCGAGCCCGGCCCGCCCUCCAACGCCUCCUGCAUGCAGCGAUCCGUGUCGGGCUCGGCCGCCGCCUCCUACCCCAUUUCCUACAACCAGACGACGGGUUACGGGCAGGGCUACCCGGCCCCCUCCGGCUCCUACUUUGGGGGCGUAGACUGCGGCUCCUACCUGACACCCAUGCACUCCCACCACCACCAGCUCAGCCCCAUGGCCGCCUCUUCCAUGUCCGCGCACCCGCACCACCACAUCGGCCAGUCCUCGGGACACCCGCACCACCACCACCCGCACCAUCACCAUCACCCGCACCAGGCCUACGGCGGCUCCGGACUGGCCUUCAACUCAUCCGACUGCCUGGAUUACAAAGAGCAGACGGCCGCUUCGUCCUGGAAACUCAACUUCAAUGCCUCGGACUGCUUGGACUAUAAAGACCAGACCUCCUGGAGGUUCCAAGUUUUGUGAUUGAUGACUUUUUGCUACAACACUCACAAGCAAAGAUCCGGAGUGUGUUGCACCAGGUUCCUGAGCCAGAAUGCAAAAUUCAAGGAGCUGGGGUAAUCUGGUUCCCGUUUGCGAACUGUAACUCUCAGAGCUAGAGCGCUCGAGAGUCGUAACACUGUGGCUCCGAGAAUUCUAGGACUGGAGAGUUUUCCGGUCUGGAGCCAAAGUGUACCAUGUUCCGAAUGCCUCAACUCCUGUAAUGUUCAUGAGUUGGCACUCUCGGAACCAGAGGUGGCAAUGAGAGUUCAGACUCGACAAUAUCCAGGAACCUUUGGGAGACACUCUGGUUCCUGAAAAACACUAAGCUCCAGACCAGGAAUUCUCGGAUCCAGAGUGUUCCGUGCUCUGAUAUUUGUGAGCAGGAACUCUCGAAGCUUCAGGAAGUUAAGGCAGAACUGUCAGAGCCCAAACACAGCUCCGAAAUUUUCUUGGAGGCCUAGUGUUUCAAACGUUUGUAAGCCGUGUAUUUUGGAACUCUCGAGACUUGAAGAAAAUGACGAACUUUUUUUUUUUUUUUAAGGGUAUGGGGUGGCGACGACAACCAGAAAGCUGUAAGGAAUAUCAAUCAAAAGCCCCUUGUCACACCCCUUUUUGUUUGUUUUCUUUUUAGAGAAAAUUUUUAGUCAGCAGUUGAGCUGAAAGCGUGUAAAUAUGUAUUUGGGUCAGUUCCAGUGACCGCCUUUAGAUGGUGUUUUUUGCAACUCUUUAUUACACAUGGGAGGGAAGAAAAAUACAGAAGAAAAAAAUGUAAAUGUUUCCAAAGAGAUCAAAUUGUCCCCCACUGGAAAAAGGUCAAGUUUUAGCUACCACGGUUUUGUUUUACUAUGAACAAAAAAGAUGUUUUAGAAUCUCAAAUUACAAAGCAGGGAGAUUUUCCCCGAGAAGAUGGAAGGAUUCCACUUUCAGCUUUUUUUUUGUUUUGUUUUUUCGGGCUUUGUGGUGAUGUUUGAACACAGCACUUGGCAAAAACAUUCUGCUAAUCAUCACUUUGGGAGCCAACGGAACCACUUUUUCACUUGCGCUGAGAUGUUGAAUGUAUUUCCACCCCUCCAAAAAAGGCAAGAAGCACCCUCACUUUCAUGUUCAUCCAAUAAAGAUCCCUUCAGUCAUGUUAAUGUCUUUCCAACUUGAAUUUAUUCAUCAAUACGACGCGUUGACCUUUAAUCAUUCUCUCAGUGUCUGAUGAACAGACGGCUAAUACAGUACUGGCCAAAAGUUUCUCAUCCGUGCGUUUUCUUUAUUUUCAUGACUACAGUGGUACCUCGACAUACUAUCUUUUCGACAUCCGACGUAAAAUUUGACUCUCCAUUUGUUUCGAUAUCCGACGACAUGCUCGAAAUAUGACUACGUGACAGCGCUGCAAAAGGGGGAGAAAAUCAACACAGGUUCCAAGAAGGUUAGUGCAGGUGGUGAAAAAGGAAAAAGGUGACGCUAACAAUUGAAAUGAAGAUGGAAAUGAUAGAAAAAUAUGAGCGUGGGCUGCGCAUCCGUGAACUGGCUCAACAAUACGACCGUACAGUCCCUGACAAAAGUCUUGUCGCGUAUUCAUUUUGUAG
Corythoichthys intestinalis (scribbled pipefish) is the source of this 3009-nucleotide messenger RNA. It is a transcript of the gene otx1, whose product is annotated as orthodenticle homeobox 1. The coding region runs from base 404 to 1414 and encodes 336 amino acids. NCBI's taxonomy places the organism in Eukaryota, Metazoa, Chordata, Actinopteri, Syngnathiformes, Syngnathidae. Gene Ontology annotation, biological process: regulation of transcription by RNA polymerase II; multicellular organism development. Gene Ontology annotation, molecular function: RNA polymerase II cis-regulatory region sequence-specific DNA binding; DNA-binding transcription factor activity, RNA polymerase II-specific. The transcript has 4 exons. Gene Ontology annotation, cellular component: nucleus. The record is from RefSeq and is a predicted model, not a curated record.